Molecule: messenger RNA, 246 nt
Organism: Plasmopara halstedii
Lineage: Eukaryota; Oomycota; Peronosporomycetes; Peronosporales; Peronosporaceae
Exons: 2
Coding region: 1-246 (81 amino acids)
Source: RefSeq, a predicted model, not a curated record
AUGUGCACUAAUUUUCAAACUGAAGAAAUGAAUGCGCUCUCUACCGUCGGAGUCGAUGGACAAGUAGCCAUUUCGAUGGUCGAUUAUGGUGGUUUUAACGCUUUGAACACAUUUGUCAGCGCUGCAUCGGCCACUGCCGCUAAGCUCACAACUGAUUUGACUCAAUUACCAGUUUUUGGAAAUGUCUCGGUCUCACAAUCGCUUGUUGACAAACAAGUUUAUCUGCGCUGUGGAUACGACAUUUAG